Molecule: messenger RNA, 594 nt
Organism: Emiliania huxleyi CCMP1516
Lineage: Eukaryota; Haptophyta; Isochrysidales; Noelaerhabdaceae
Exons: 1
Coding region: 1-594 (197 amino acids)
Source: RefSeq, a predicted model, not a curated record
AUGGCCGACCUUUCCCCUGCGCCCUCGCUUCACUGCGGGCAGAGCGCUCCGUGUGUGCGGUACUCGCCACACCUCGCCGCACCGGCGGAGCGGCCUAGCUCUGCGCACCACCAGCAUCCGCCCGGGAUCCAUCCGCUGCUCUUGGUGCUCGACCGGAUUUGUGUUGGCUGCAGCGAGUGCUCCCUCACGAUAAAGGGACUGCGGCAGCAGUAUCCGGAGUUGACGAGAACCGACGCGCGCAAGAUCAUGAAGCUCAAACGCAUAUACUGCUCGGCAUGUCCCCAGGGCCGGGAUCGCCCGGCCGCUGAGGUGCCGCACCUGACAGACGACGCCGCCAUGCAGCUGGCCACCUCUCUCGCGGGCCGCCUGCGCUUGACACCCGCAGUUGUUGGCGCAGCCUUUCCUCCAUCCGUCCCGAUGCAGUCACUGCUGCCGCCGCUCAGCUCCUCGUCGAGCGGCUUCCCACCGCCGCUAUCAGUGCCGUCGUCGACGGUUCGGCCGCUGACGCAAGAUCAGCAGGACGACGACGAGACCGGGUCUUGCGAGUCCGAGGAGCACUUUCCGAGCCGCUGGCUCCCACCUGGUCUGACGUGA